AAGUUGCCGAAAAGCGAGGUCAGCAUGGCAGCGGGAGUGGCCGCUUGGCUUCCCUUUGCUCGGGCUGCGGCUAUAGGAUGGAUGCCGGUGGCGAGCGCACCUAUGCCGACGCCCCCGAGGGAGAAGCGGCGGACGCAGGACGGCCUCAUAAUCCUCAAUGUCAGCGGCACCAAGUUUCAAACUUGGAGGAACACUUUGGAGCGGUACCCAGACACUCUGCUGGGCAGCACGGAGAGAGACUUCUUCUUCCACGAGGAGAGUAAUGAGUAUUUCUUUGACCGAGAUCCCGACAUAUUCAGACACAUACUUAAUUUUUACCGCACCGGCAAACUGCACUAUCCCCGGCAUGAGUGCAUUUCCGCCUACGACGAAGAGCUGGCCUUCUUUGGGAUAAUACCGGAGAUCAUCGGAGACUGCUGCUACGAAGAGUACAAGGAUCGCCGACGGGAAAACGCGGAGCGCAUCCAGGACGACGAGGACAAUGAGAAUAAUAAUGAUUUGGUGUCGCCGGAUAUGACACUACGGCAGUCCAUGUGGCGCGCAUUUGAAAACCCACACACCAGCACGAUGGCCCUGGUGUUUUAUUAUGUCACAGGCUUCUUUAUCGCCGUCUCCGUCAUGGCCAACGUGGUGGAGACCGUGCCCUGUGGGUCCUCGCCCAACAGGGUCAAGGAUAUAUCUUGCGGCGAGCGCUACGCCCUGGCCUUCUUCUGCUUGGAUACAGCGUGUGUCAUGAUCUUCACGGUCGAGUACCUGUUGCGUUUGUUGGCGGCGCCCAGCAGAUACAAGUUCGUCAAGAGCGUCAUGAGCAUCAUCGACGUGGUCGCGAUCAUGCCCUACUACAUCGGCUUAGUGAUGACCGACAACGAGGACGUGAGCGGGGCUUUUGUCACCCUGCGGGUUUUCCGCGUGUUCCGGAUUUUCAAGUUCUCCCGCCAUUCGGCGGGGCUGCGCAUUUUAGGCUACACCUUGAAGAGCUGCGCCUCCGAGCUGGGCUUCUUGCUCUUCUCCCUGACCAUGGCCAUCAUCAUCUUCGCCACGGUGAUGUUCUACGCGGAGAAGGGUUCUACCGCCAGCAAGUUCACCAGUAUCCCCGCGGCUUUCUGGUACACCAUCGUCACCAUGACGACGCUGGGGUAUGGCGACAUGGUGCCUAAGACCAUUGUGGGAAAGAUCUUUGGCUCAAUCUGCUCCCUGAGCGGAGUCCUGGUCAUCGCCCUGCCUGUCCCCGUAAUCGUCUCCAACUUCAGCCGCAUCUACCACCAGAGCCAGCGUGCGGAGAAGCGUCGAGCCCAAAAGAAAACCAGGCUUGCUAGAAUUCGUGCGGCGAAGAUCGGCGGCGCUAGCGCCUAUUUGCAGUACAAACGCAAUGGGCUCCUCGGCGACAGGCUGGACGAGGCUUCGAAGGAGGCGGGUCAGGCCCUGGUGACCAAGACCAGCGCCACCUUCGAGAACCAGCACCAUCACCUGCUGCACUGCCUGGAGAAGACCACGAAUCACGAGUUUGUGGAUGAGCAAACGUACGAGUCGAGCUGCAUGGAGGUGUCGCUGACGAACCAGGCCAGGUCGCGCUCCUCCUCCGUCUCCUCCUCGCAGCACGGCCUCUCCUCCUGCUGCUCCCGGCGGAACAAGAGGAAGAGCUUCCACGUGCCCAACUCGACCACGGGCGCGGACCGGCACGGCAGCAUACAGGAGCUGAGCACCAUCCAGAUCCAGGAGAGGCCGCUCUCCAACAGCCGGGCGAGCCUGAAUGCCAAGCUGGACGAGACGGCACAGCUGAACUGCGACCAGCCAUUCCUCACGGCGGCCAUCAUCAGCAUGCCCACCCCUCCCGUCACCACCCCCGAGGGUGACGAGUCCACCAGCUCGGCUGACUACUUGCAGAGCAACAUUGUCCGCGUGUCGGCGCUAUAGACUCGCACCUUGAACCGGCCACGGCCAGGAAAGACCCCAUCCCGUACACCUACAUCCCAACCCCCCCGAACCCCACCUGCUGGAGAGUGGAGGGAUCGCCACGACCGGAAAGCCAGACUAGAUUUAUUUUUUGACACAUAGGGCGUCGUGUUGGAAUAUAGCGUGCGUCUCCAGGUCGGCCCUGGUGCACAAAACAGAACCAAUGACAGCAUGGCCUUGUUUCCCUGGGGACGGCUGACUGGUGAGCACCACUCAACUUUCAGCAUCAUUUCCUAUACUCUUAGAAGAGAAUUAUUUUUGCAACAUUGCGUGUCUUUAAAUAUAUAUAUAUAUAUAUAUAUAUAUAUCUCGUCGUUAUGACUUGGGUGGGGGGGAGAGGCCAUUUUUGUAAAAGUUAAUUUGUGGACACGAGCGGAGAAGUCUUUAAUGUGACUUUCGAUGCUGUGCGGGGGGAGACAGACUUUUGAUACUAAUAGCUGUUAUGUGUUUGUGUAAGUGACUUAAAGGCCAUCCUCGUGCAUGUCCUUAAAACGUUGUCUGCAUUUUGUGAAUCCGAUGGCCCGGCGCUCCCGUUCAGCAUGAGCAAUAAAGGUUCGUUCAAAGCCGG
Molecule: messenger RNA, 2521 nt
Organism: Paramormyrops kingsleyae
Lineage: Eukaryota; Metazoa; Chordata; Actinopteri; Osteoglossiformes; Mormyridae
Gene: kcnd2
Product: potassium voltage-gated channel, Shal-related subfamily, member 2
Biological process (GO): potassium ion transmembrane transport; protein homooligomerization; action potential
Cellular component (GO): dendritic spine; voltage-gated potassium channel complex; postsynaptic membrane
Molecular function (GO): protein binding; A-type (transient outward) potassium channel activity
Source: RefSeq, a predicted model, not a curated record